Molecule: messenger RNA, 2789 nt
Organism: Erigeron canadensis
Lineage: Eukaryota; Viridiplantae; Streptophyta; Magnoliopsida; Asterales; Asteraceae
Product: homeobox-leucine zipper protein MERISTEM L1-like
Exons: 12
Coding region: 227-2401 (724 amino acids)
Molecular function (GO): lipid binding; DNA binding
Source: RefSeq, a predicted model, not a curated record
UCAUCAUCAUCAUCAUCUCCGUUAAGUUUCUCUCUUCUUAAAUUCUAUUCACGAGAAAAGUGUUAUGGUCAAUCAAACUCAAAAAACCUUUCUUUUCAGCUCUUAAAACUGCUUCUUCAUUCACCCUUUACACUCUUUUACACUGGAUCACCAAAGUUAUAUCCAAAAAGUAAUUUGUAUAAGAAACAACAUCCAUUGAUAACUUUUACAUAAAGGUGAAGAAAAGAUGUUACAACCAAAUAUGUUUGAUAGUCAUCAUCAUCUUCUUGAUAUGAGCCACAAGACCUCAGAAAAUGAACUUGAUAUGCUUAGAGAUGAUGACUAUGAGAGCAAAUCCGGCACCGAUAUUAUGGAAGCUCCCUCAGGCGAUGAACAAGAUCCUAAUCAACGCCCCAAUAAAAAGAAACGAUAUCAUCGUCAUACUCAACAUCAAAUUCAAGAAAUGGAAUCGUUUUUCAAAGAAUGCCCACAUCCAGAUGAUAAGCAAAGAAAGGAACUAGGCAGAAGAUUAUCCUUGGAACCUUUACAAGUCAAAUUUUGGUUCCAAAAUAAACGUACUCAAAUGAAGGCUCAACACGAACGCUGUGAAAAUACACAACUAAGGAAUGAGAACGAAAAGCUACGAUCUGAGAACAUACGUUACAAAGAAGCCCUAGCUAAUGCUACUUGUCCAAGCUGUGGUGGUCCUGCUGCUAUUGGAGAGAUGUCUUUUGAUGAACAACAUUUGAGGAUAGAAAACGCACGGCUGCGUGAAGAGAUUGAUAGGAUAUCUGCAAUCGCGGCCAAGUAUGUUGGCAAACCGAUGUUGAAUUACCCCAAUAUGUCGCCUCAUGGAUCAACUCGCUCACUUGACCUAGGUGUGACUGGCUUUAGUCCACAACAAGGGUUGGCAGGAGAUAUCUUUGGGGCCAAUGACCUUCUCCGGUCUGUUUCAGGCCCAACGGAAGCCGACAAGCCAAUUAUCAUCGAGCUAGCAGUUGCAGCAAUGGAAGAGCUAAUCAGAAUGGCUCAGGCUGGGGAACCUUUAUGGGUUCCAAACUUGGAUAAUUCAUCCGAGACCUUGAAUGAAGACGAGUACCUGCGGACGUUCCCUAGAGGGAUUGGACCAAAACCACUGGAUUUCAAAUCUGAGGCUUCGCGGGAUUCAGAAGUUGUGAUUAUGAAUCAUAUCACUCUUGUUGAAAUUCUGAUGGAUGUGAAUCAAUGGUCAAAUGUGUUUUCUGGCAUUGUUUCAAGAGCGAUGACCUUGGAAGUGCUUUCAACAGGAGUUGCUGGCAAUUACAAUGGAGCUCUGCAAGUGAUGACAGCAGAGUUUCAAGUUCCUUCACCGCUUGUUCCGACUAGAGAAAACUACUUUGUAAGGUACUGUAAACAACAUGCAGAUGGUACUUGGGCUGUGGUUGAUGUAUCAUUGGACAAUUUACGUCCUUCUGCCGCCCCAAGAAGUAGAAGAAGGCCUUCUGGUUGCUUGAUUCAGGAACUACCCAAUGGGUAUUCAAAGGUCACCUGGGUUGAACAUGUUGAAGUCGACGAUAGAGCCGUUCACAAUAUCUAUAGGUUACUAGUGAACUCUGGUCUAGGAUUUGGUGCAAAGAGAUGGGUUGCAACUUUAGAGAGGCAAUGCGAACGACUUGCAAGCGCAAUGGCUAGCAACAUUCCGGCAGGAGAAGUUGGAGUUAUAACCUCACCAGAAGGAAGAAAGAGCAUGCUGAAGCUAGCAGAGAGAAUGGUUUUGAGCUUUUGCAGUGGUGUUGGAGCUUCAACUGCACACACUUGGACAACUUUAUCCGGUAGUGGUGCCGAUGAUGUUCGAGUAAUGACCCGCAAGAGUAUGGAUGACCCAGGCAGACCUCCUGGUAUUGUCUUAAGUGCUGCAACUUCAUUCUGGAUACCCGUCGAACCAAAACGUGUUUUUGAUUUCCUACGAGAUGAACACUCUAGGAGUAAGUGGGACAUUCUUUCAAAUGGUGGUCUAGUUCAAGAAAUGGCACAUAUCGCCAAUGGCCGUGAUCCAGGAAACUGUGUCUCCCUGCUUCGUGUUAAUAGUGCAAAUUCGAGCCAAAGCAACAUGCUCAUACUACAAGAAAGUUCAAGUGAUUCUACAGGGUCCUAUGUUAUAUACGCUCCGGUAGAUAUUGUAGCAAUGAAUGUGGUGCUUAGUGGCGGUGAUCCGGAUUAUGUUGCCUUAUUACCGUCCGGAUUUGCUAUACUUCCGGAUGGACCAGGACAACACCAAGGAGGAACCUUGGUAGGAACAUGCGGAACAUUAUUGACAGUGGCGUUCCAGAUUUUAGUAGAUUCGGUUCCUACAGCCAAAUUAUCACUAGGGUCCGUAGCAACAGUUAAUAGUCUAAUCAAGUGCACAGUGGAAAAGAUCAAAGCCGCAGUAUCUUCUCCAUGAACAAACUUAUGGGUGUCAUAUAAGAAGAAAGUGUUCAAGGGAAUAAAGAUUAAUGAAGGCCGGAAUGUAAACUCUUCAUCUUUUGAAACAAUUGGAAGAAUGAAGUCAAGAACGCACCUUAAAACGACCCUUGAAUUGUGGUGAUUUUGUGAUCAAUCUGCAAGAAAGCAUUGUCAACAUCCUUCAAGGGUUGUAGGUUCGGGUAUUGACUUUGCCUGUUAAAGUUUAAGAGAGUAAAUUACGACCUUGUUACAAUCAAAAAUUCCCAAUAUGUUCUUUUGCUUAAUCUAGGGUUUAAUUAGAGGUUUUCUCAAUUGCAUUGUGUUUUGUAGUUUCCUAACAAUUGACUCGCUGCUUCUAAUUAAAUUUAUUUCGUAUUUUGUCCUAA